GGCCUUCUGAUAAAUGGCGGGCGGGGCGGGGCAGCAACUUCCGGUUGAGAGAAGAAAGUUGGGCCGAAGGAGGGGCCCCGAAGAGGGAGGAGGAGGAAGAGGAAGAGGAAAGGCCGGGCGGCAGUGGAGGCUGUAGGUUGUGUGGCGACGACGGCUCUCCUCCAGGCGGACGAUGGACAGCCAAGGCAGGAAGGUGGUGGUGUGCGACAACGGCACUGGGUUUGUAAAGUGUGGAUAUGCAGGCUCUAACUUUCCAGAACACAUCUUCCCAGCUUUGGUUGGAAGACCUAUUAUCAGAUCAACCACCAAAGUGGGAAACAUUGAAAUCAAGUGAGGAUUUUAUUUAGGCCUUUUCUGACUCUUACUUCUACCUUCUCUCUCUUCACCUCUCUUGACCUGUUGAAGUAGAAUAACAAAAAGAUGGAUCUUAUGGUUGGUGAUGAGGCAAGUGAGUUACGCUCAAUGUUAGAAGUAAACUACCCUAUGGAAAAUGGUAUAGUCCGAAACUGGGAUGACAUGAAACACCUGUGGGACUAUACAUUUGGACCAGAGAAGCUUAACAUAGAUACCAGAAAUUGUAAAAUCUUACUCACAGAACCUCCUAUGAAUCCAACUAAAAACAGAGAGAAGAUUGUAGAGGUCAUGUUUGAAACUUACCAGUUUUCUGGCGUGUAUGUAGCCAUCCAGGCAGUCUUAACUUUGUAUGCUCAAGGUUUACUGACUGGUGUAGUGGUAGAUUCUGGAGACGGUGUAACUCACAUUUGCCCAGUUUAUGAAGGCUUUUCUCUCCCACACCUUACCAGGAGACUUGAUAUUGCUGGAAGGGAUAUUACCAGAUAUCUCAUCAAGCUGCUUCUGUUGCGAGGCUAUGCCUUCAACCAUUCUGCUGAUUUUGAAACUGUCCGCAUGAUUAAAGAAAAGCUGUGUUAUGUGGGGUAUAAUAUUGAGCAAGAGCAGAAGCUGGCCUUAGAAACCACAGUGUUAGUUGAAUCUUAUACUCUCCCGGAUGGCCGCAUAAUUAAGGUUGGGGGAGAGAGAUUUGAAGCACCCGAAGCUCUGUUCCAGCCUCACUUAAUCAACGUGGAAGGAGUGGGUGUUGCAGAAUUGCUUUUUAACACAAUCCAAGCGGCUGACAUUGACACCAGAUCUGAAUUCUAUAAGCAUAUUGUGCUUUCUGGAGGAUCAACUAUGUACCCUGGGCUGCCUUCACGGCUGGAACGUGAACUUAAACAGCUUUACCUGGAACGGGUUUUAAAGGGAGAUGUUGAAAAACUUUCUAAAUUUAAGAUCCGCAUUGAAGACCCACCUCGCAGAAAGCAUAUGGUGUUCCUGGGUGGCGCAGUUCUAGCUGACAUCAUGAAAGACAAAGACAACUUUUGGAUGACCCGACAAGAAUACCAAGAGAAAGGUGUCCGUGUGCUGGAGAAACUUGGUGUGACAGUUCGAUAAACGCCGAGACUGGUUCCCUUCAUGUCCCUCCUGCUUUCUUUUUCCCUUUAUUGCAACACAUUCAGCUCCAUGAUAUGGAAGAGGCAUCUCUCUGCCCUUUGGCUGGAAAGGUCAGGUUUUAGUCUGGUGUCCUAGGGAAGCUUUGUUACACUUCUAUUAAUGUGGGUAAAUCUGACUGUUUAAUUCAACCACUUCCCUGUAGACAAAACAAGAGGGCAAAGGGGGCCUGUCUGCUGCAUUGUUUCUUCUGAGUCGUCAUUUAGAUCCUUCCUGUAGGCUUCCUAUGUCCACUUUACUGCUCUAAUGCUGCU
This is a messenger RNA of Chrysochloris asiatica (Cape golden mole), 1760 nucleotides long. It is a transcript of the gene ACTR2, whose product is annotated as ARP2 actin-related protein 2 homolog (yeast). Gene Ontology annotation, molecular function: actin filament binding. Gene Ontology annotation, biological process: Arp2/3 complex-mediated actin nucleation. The record is from RefSeq and is a predicted model, not a curated record. The transcript is spliced from 10 exons. Bases 421 to 1449 code for a protein of 342 amino acids. Lineage: Eukaryota; Metazoa; Chordata; Mammalia; Afrosoricida; Chrysochloridae. Gene Ontology annotation, cellular component: Arp2/3 protein complex; actin cortical patch.